AUGUCCUCCGGCUUGGCAACCGCAGUCUCACAGCUUAUGGCAUAUGCAAUCAUAACUUUAAUAAUCUACGAUCACUUGAUCACGCUCGACCAAGAAGUCCGUACUGUGUGGCAACAGAAGUUCUCAAUUGUUUCCCUUCUCAUUGUGUCUACUCGAUCGACACCACUUGCAACGGUGGUAUUCGCCUUCAUCCCAGAAGGAUUAUUGGCCUUUUUCAGAGGUAUUGAUAUCGCAUUAUCCGACUGGGACAGUGCUGAAGACGAAAUCGAAUACAGCUGCACAGCCUUUGGCUGGAUAGCCGUAGUCCCUCAGCUCGUGGCGUUCACGCAGACUGCCGGUGAGCACAAUGCAUCACUACCACCUGGUGUGCUACUUGACCAUUUCUUCCGCCUGUGGUUACCAACGCUCUUCCUGGUAUACUUUCCCCCGCCAGUUGAUAUAUGCACCUCGACCCCUGACUACUCUGAUGAGGUGAACCACAUUAUCCUUCUCGUCCUGAAUGUCUCUCAGAUCGUAUCUUUCUACUUUGAGUCUGUAAUCACUGUCACUGCAUUUGCGAGUAUAUUGCCGCCUAUUUUGAUUUGCCGCUUCAUGACGGAUCUGCGGCUAGUCAAUCGAGACGAAUCCUCCACUUCUGAAGCCGGAAUGUCCCAGCAGCAGCCUUCAUUGCGCAUCCCGACGUUCAACGAUGGCACAACACCAAGUUUCGCGGCGAACAUGGGCGAGCCCCUGGACUACGGCCAGAAUGAUAGGUGGGAUCGUAACGAUAUACAUGUCAGCAAUGAGCAGCCUAUAGUGCAAGGAGAGCCCCACGCCUAAUUAGAUAUUCGAUUAUUGUGUACCGAGGCUACCAGUGGUCUCAUUUUCGUUCUGUCUCACAGAUACCGCCUUGUUUCCCGCUGUCCCUUCCAGGCAGAGCGCAGCUUUUUAGUUAGAUUAAGGUCUCGUGACAGUAUAU
Molecule: messenger RNA, 958 nt
Organism: Phanerochaete carnosa HHB-10118-sp
Lineage: Eukaryota; Fungi; Basidiomycota; Agaricomycetes; Polyporales; Phanerochaetaceae
Exons: 9
Coding region: 1-819 (272 amino acids)
Source: RefSeq, a predicted model, not a curated record